Messenger RNA from Brenthis ino (lesser marbled fritillary), 1308 nucleotides. The record is from the annotation of a GenBank genome assembly. NCBI's taxonomy places the organism in Eukaryota, Metazoa, Arthropoda, Insecta, Lepidoptera, Nymphalidae.
AUGCAGAACAACGUAAAUAAAAUUAAUAAAAUCAAUAAUCUAAUUUUUAGUGCCUACGCCAAAGUUAAAGAUAAAAUGCCACCACCAAAAGUGAGAGAAGUAAAUGUAAUUCCUAUUACUAAAGUUAAGAGGGAAGUGCUCAGUGAGGAUGAAGACGAAGACAUGGUGUCAUGCAGAAUGUGUAAUAAAACUUUUGUCUCAGAAAUAGCUUUACUUAACCAUGCAAGAGUAGAACAUUUAGAUGAAUAUAUGGCAGGGGAAGAACUAUGUGUCCGACCUAAUGUUAAACAGAAAAGAAAGUUCACAGAUAAAGAACAAGAACAGAUAAAAAUAAAAACGGAAGCUCUGAUAUCAUCUAUGGAACCGACCAACAUUAUGAGUCUAGCGUCGAAUGAUGUUAGCUAUAUAAUAAUAAAAGAUGGCCAACCUGAAGUGAAGAAGUGGAAAAAAGAUAAAUUGAAGAAUGACAACGAUAAAUCUGUGAAAAUAAUAAAAACAGUUGUCAAAAAGGAGCGAGAAGUGAAAGCUAUUAGUGGUCCCUUCGAAUGUCUGCAGCCAUCGCCCCACAACUCAGAAGGGCUAUGCCACCAGAUAUUCCUGUCCUGCUGCGAAUACUCUACCCAUUUCAGAGACGAACACACCAGGAGGCGGAAAGCAUUGAGAUGUCAGGUGUGCGAGAAGCCAUUGCUGGAGAACGACCAGCUCGCUCCUUACAGUUGUCAGGUCUGUGGUAUGGGUUUUGAGAACACAAAAGAUUUGACCGAACACAACCAAACUGCUCAUCUAAAACUGAAACCUUUUCAAUGCAACAUUUGUCAGAAACGCUUCACCCAACAGGGCGGAGUCCACCAACACAUGAGGAUGCAUACCGGAGACAGACCCUUCACAUGCACUUUCUGUCCGAAGGCCUUCACACAAAAAUCAGGACUCGAUCAGCAUCUGCGAAUACAUACAAAAGUCAAACCCUACAGGUGUAUUAUAUGUAAUAAAUCAUUCUGUCAGUCUGUACAUUUGCAACAGCAUAUGCGUACACAUACCAACGUGGCCCCGUUCCAAUGUGGUAUAUGUCAGAAGAGAUUCAAACAAUCGAGUCACUUGAAUUAUCACCUAAAAUACCACAAUCCUGCCAAUAUGACUGAGGAACAGAAGAAAAAAUAUGCCGAGUUAGUCCAACUAAUUGGUACUAAAGGGAUGCUGGAAGUUGAAAUUGACACCGUUCAGCCAGGUCUCUUCUUAGAACAGGUGGAAAGUGAUGAAGUGACGGAGUAUAUAGUUAGUGAUAACAAUUGGGAAAACACUCAAGCUCAG